GGAGGCGGCGGCUCAGGCGGAGGAGCAGAAGCUGCUGCGGCCGCGGGUGGGAGCGGUUGGUGCACCCAUCCCGGUGUCCUGAGCCAUGAAUCCCAACUGUGCCCGCUGCGGGAAGAUCGUUUAUCCCACCGAGAAGGUGAACUGCUUGGAUAAGUUCUGGCAUAAAGCAUGUUUCCACUGCGAGACCUGCAAGAUGACCCUAAACAUGAAAAACUACAAGGGCUACGAAAAGAAGCCGUAUUGCAACGCACACUACCCGAAGCAGUCCUUCACCAUGGUGGCAGACACUCCCGAGAACCUGCGCCUCAAGCAGCAGAGCGAGCUCCAGAGCCAGAUUCGCUACAAGGAAGAGUUUGAGAAGAACAAGGGGAAAGGCUUCAGCGUGGUGGCCGACACUCCGGAGCUGCAGAGAAUCAAAAAGACUCAGGAUCAGAUCAGCAAUAUCAAAUACCAUGAAGAGUUUGAGAGGAGCAGGAUGGGCCCGAGUCCCAGCGAGGGUGCUGAGCUGGAGCGCAGGAACUCCCAAGAGAGCACCAAUUACCGGAGACCCGCAGAGCAGCAGCAUCAGCCGCCUCAUCACGUCCAACCCAGCAACCCAGGCUACCAGCAGCAGCAGCAGCCGUCGUCCCAGUCCUACGGCUACAAGGAGCCCGCGGCACCAACCUCUACGCAGCGCAGCGCUCCUUCUGGAGCAGGGAAGCGUUUCCGCGCCGUCUACGAUUACAACGCGGCUGACGAAGACGAGGUCUCCUUCCAGGAUGGCGACACCAUCAUCAACGUGCAGCAGAUCGACGAUGGAUGGAUGUACGGCACGGUGGAGCGCACGGGCGACACAGGGAUGCUCCCUGCCAACUACGUGGAGGCCAUCUGAGCCGCGGGACGGGACGGGGCACGUGGCUGACAGCCGAGCCCCCGGCCCACGCCGGCCCCCGUGUGUGUGUGCGCGCGCGUCUCUCUCUCUGCCCCAGCAUCCCUUGUCCCACGUGCUCUGCCAUCGCCCACCAGAGCCGCGUCCUGACGUCUCGGUUACUCUUUUUCUGCAGCCGCCUCUGGUUUCUCUUGCCAAUUUAGCUUUGUUUUAGCUCUGUCGGGACCGAGGGACUGUCUGCCAGGGAUGCUGGGGGCUCGAGAGACCAAACCGCCGCAGCUUUCCUUCUCCUUAGGUCUCCCUUCUCUCUGGCUCUCCCGGGCGCUCCGGCAUUUCCCGGCUGAGGGAAGCAGCCAGGAUCCCGCAAAGGGAGGAGGAGACCCUCUGUUAGGACCAAAUUGCUCCUGCCCUGGCAGGGAUGGGCAGAGGGCAGCGAUGUCUGCAGGGAUGAGGUGAGGGGUGCUCAUUCCGAGGGCUGGGAUGGGCUGGCAGCCUCCGCCCUGCACUGCUCCGGCUCAUCCCGUUGCUUCUCCUGGCUCCUGUGCAGCAUUUCCAUUCAGUCUUCACUCCCUUCAGUCCUCAAAACAGGAAAACAUUCACGGUUAAAAUCCUUAUACAAAAUCUUCCUUUCUCCUUGGCCUUCGAAGCGGGGGCUUUGGCUGCCUCAUUCCGCAUCUCCAUCCCUCGGGAUGGAGCCGAGGGGCUGGGAAGGUGCAGGUGAAGGUGUAGCCGCAGCGCUGCUCCUGUUGGAGGGCUGGAGGUGGGCUGGGCUCCACGCUGAGGGGAAGCGCUGCGAUGCUACGCCCUCCCGUCCCCCUGCCCCGCUCCAGGUUUGUCUUUGGGCGCAGGAGCCGGGGGUCCCCAAGAACAGCCUCUUUCUCUCUUGGCAGUGGUCGCUCCCCAAAUUCACUCAGAACCUUCCUGCUUUUCUCGUGCUGCUGUGGGGCUUUUGGGACCCUCUGAGGGUAGAUGGGUAGAUGGUCUGGGGAGCCGGCAGGAUCAACUCCAGUCCCUGUGCCUCUUCCGAGCCUCGUGUGAAAGAUCCUCCCUCUGUUUCACCGCACUGGGGACCAUCCUGGGUGCGUGUCCUCUCUGGCAGCUCGGAAUUGAGUGGUGGAAACCAGGGUUCAGCCCCCCUGAGCCAACCCGCACCUCUCGCUGCUCCUCAGUGGUGGUGGUUCUGGGACCACUUCUCAUUAGGGAUGGUGUCGUGGACCAAAAAUCUCAUAGCACAUCCCUGUCUCCUGCUCUUUUGGGCUUGGAAGGUACUGGAGAUGGAUGGGGCAGGUCUAACUGGAAGCCUGUGUGGGGACGGUGGGAGAAGGAUGCUCUUCUGGCUCAGAGAAGCCAAACGUUGGGAAGCGGUGAUGCCUUUGUGCUGCCUCCAGCACUCCCAUUGCUCCGUGGCCACUCGCAGCUCAGCCUGGGCCAUGGACACUGGGCAGCUGGAGAGGACCAUCCCCACGCCAGGCUGCAGGGCCAGCUUCCGAGGGGAAGCUGCCACUUCUAUCUAUUCCUUAAGGAAAAUAAGGAAUCUAGGGACCAAAGUGGCUGAGUUGAGACAUUCCUUGGCUCUCUCCGGGGACACAUCCUUGGAGACGGUCUCAUGGAGAGGAUCCCACCACCUCGUGCUUGCAGUCCCCUUUCUCAAAGCACGUGGGACUGCGGGGGUGGUUCGUGGCUGGGGUUGGGGUGACCACGCUCAGGGGGUGCUGGAGCAAACGCUGCUCCGGUGGGGAGGGACUCCUGGCCGGGCAGAGACCCACCAGAAGGACCUGAGAUGAUGAGAUGGGAGUAUUUUGUUCCUGACUCCUUCCCCAGCCGGCUGCAACGGGAAGAGUGACAGGGACUCCUGGCAUCGUCGUCGCCGCGGGGUGAGAACGGCACCCCAGAAGAAGCCGGGAUGGGCUUUACGGGAUGGGAAUCCCGGUUGGUGCUAAAACAAGCGAGCACAAGAGCAGGGGAGAGGGGGUGGCUGGGCAGGGGGGGAGCCUGCGUCUCCCUGCUAAUCCUCUUCUUAAUCACAUUCUUGUCUGGGAAUAGGGGGGGGAGUAUCAAUGUGAAUAAACUGUUUUUUUAAUGGACCAAAUAACACGGGCAAUUACAUUUUGGUAUAUAAACCUUUUUUUAAUGCUACCUGGAAACCAUUGUCCCGAUUCUCCCCUCCCACGCUCUGCCCCUUCUUCCCUGCCAUGGGAAACCAACCUCUUACCGCUUGAUUUCUGCCUUUUCUCUCAACUUAUGCACUUUUUUGCCUUUUUUUUCAUAGCUGAAAAGCACCUAAACCUGUAUUUAAAAGAAAGAAACAAAGAAAAUAGUAAAAAAAAAAAACCCAGAAAAAAGUAAAAGCUCAAUUGCUUCUCAUCGUGUGUAAAAUAGAUCUUGUCCAUCCCAGCUUUCCUGGUUGCAUCUCAGUGCUGAGCUUAGAACGUGUUUUCUUCUGGAUCCAUCGCUUGAUUGGGGUUUGUCCUUGUGUACUCCUUCCCGUCGGGUUGAGCACCCACUGGUAAAAAAACACAAUUUGGCCUUUUUUAACCGAACCAUCAAAUGGAACAAACUGACCGAUUCUCUCCCCGGUUUACUCGAAUUAAAAAUAAAAGUAUAAUUUUUA
Cuculus canorus (common cuckoo) is the source of this 3479-nucleotide messenger RNA. It is a transcript of the gene LASP1, whose product is annotated as LIM and SH3 protein 1. Lineage: Eukaryota; Metazoa; Chordata; Aves; Cuculiformes; Cuculidae. The record is from RefSeq and is a predicted model, not a curated record. Gene Ontology annotation, cellular component: focal adhesion. The transcript is spliced from 7 exons. Gene Ontology annotation, molecular function: actin filament binding. The coding region runs from base 86 to 871 and encodes 261 amino acids.